UGUGACCCUGGGAACGAGGAUGACAAAUCGGUUGUCAAUGAAUUAGGCAGUAUAAUUCAUCUGUAAUGCAAAGUCCAUUAAUCGAUAUCAUUGGUUUAUUAUUUUAUAAGAAAUUCCCCCAUCUUGAAUCUUAGAUUUAUAUGCCUUAUGGCCUUAUGAUUUUUUUAAACAAUUCUUUUAAAAAAGUGAGAAGUGCAAAUGAAUGUUAGUAUAAUAAAGUUUCGCCCCAUGACAGGUAAUCCGGAAUCCGGAAUCCAUGAAAAAAUGAGACUUGGAAUCCGGAAUCCACACACUAGGAUCCGGAAUCCAAGACUUAAGCUGGAACCCGGAAUACAACUUAGUAUAAAAAUUAUUUUAAUAUUUGGCUUCUUUUUCCAAAAGAACGAUGGUUAUGGUUCAUUUUGAUUUAUCUGUUUAUAUGCACUUGAUUUUCAUUUCAACCCUUUGGCGGUUGACGAAGAAGCCAUUCCAUGGUUAUUAUUUUAUUAGCCAAUGAGACGCGGGUAGGUUUGAACAUGCGAUCAAUCACCUCCAAGUUCUCGCUUUUUAUCUUCACACAGGCAAGAAUCAACAACAAAGGAGGUUGUCUACAGACAUCGACAAAACUAGGAUUUCAAUAACUACUACUAUAAUCUUCAACAGUCACGACACGUCAAGACACGUCUGAGAUGGGAAAGCACAAGAAAGAAAAAAAAAACACAGGAAAUUCAAGAAGAGAGAGCAUGAGGAAUAUGCUAAAAAAUGGAAAAGAAAAAUAAAACAAGAAAGGAGUUGUCCUCUUUCGCCAAUGUCUAGCAAAAAAAGGAGGCGAGUUCUGCGAUCGCCCUCUUCAAGCUCUGAUUCAUCCAUUCAGACAAGCCCAGAAAGGAAGGCAGAAUCGCAAUCACCAUUUUCAACCCAGAACCAACAGGAAGAGCUGAGCCUGCCAAUUACUUCAGCAUCACACCCCAGCCAUCCUAAGCAGCGCCCAAUAGAUACUUUUCUUCGUAAAGCGCCACCAUCUUCUUCUUCAAAAGUGGAAGCUUUAGAACCUUGUUUCAAACUUCUUGCUGCCAAAUACCGCUCAGAGCCAGCAUUCACCGCUAUUCAGCCAACAACGUUGAAAAUAAAAGUUUUCAAGAACCCCCCUGAUGCCAGUGGUCGCUAUGCGCUGGAAAAUAAGCGCCUUUGGCAUGUCAAUGCCUCAAAUAUUGGAGAACUCACUCUGGCAAAAACAACUAAGCAGUUUAAAGAGUACUUCAACACAAAAAAUGAGCUGAAGUUGUCGUACUUUGACGGAGAAGAAGAAAUGUUAAUUUUGAAGAACGAAGAUUUGAUUGAAACAUGUUCUUUCUUUCUACAAUGCUUCCAGAAGUAUGAAAACCAUACCGAAUUUCUGAAAACAUAUGCUACCGAAACGAUGGCGGAUACGCUUAGUACAACCUCAGUAAAAUUUGCAUUACAAAACAAAGCCUCUGUUCUCAGCAUGUACAACGCCGCUACGAGAUCGGCACCACAGCAAGACACCAACACCAACGGGCCGACAGGCGAAACAGAAUCGAGAGACUACAAGAAAAUGCAGAAGAUGAAGGUCAAUGUCAGCAAUGAAUUCAAUGGCAAAGAAGAGCAGGCAGAUGUGAUCAGCAAAUCAGAAAUCAAAUGUACUGCCUGCAAGUGUGUAAUAAAACUCGGAAAGCCUUUUAACAUCCAUAACUUUAGGAGACACACCAGACGCUGCAAAAAGAUAGACGGGCAAGCUUCGAAGUCCAUAUCAAGCCUAUUUAUGGCAAUGACUGCAAUCGCCCAGCGCGUCUCUGACAAAGCGAAGGAAAUUGUGGAAUAUGUCCUUGAACUUCGGAACAAAGGAGAAUCAUCGAAUGAUUCAAUCGACGUCCUUUUAACCGUGUUAGAUGGUGUCGCGGACAGGCCCUGUACUCUUGAGGCUGCUACAGACGACAUCAAACGCCUUUGUCUGAAAGUUGUGGGUUCUUCCGCACAUCCCCUCCUCGUCCACUUAUCAGAGCUGUGUGAGGAAGGCAACAUCAGUGAGCCAAAUGAUAGUGACGAGGAACGGAGCUCAACUAGGGAAGGUGACGAUGAGGAAGAACAUCAAGACAAUUCUCCGUUAUGA
Nematostella vectensis (starlet sea anemone) is the source of this 2110-nucleotide messenger RNA. RefSeq lists its product as uncharacterized. NCBI's taxonomy places the organism in Eukaryota, Metazoa, Cnidaria, Anthozoa, Actiniaria, Edwardsiidae. The record is from RefSeq and is a predicted model, not a curated record. The transcript has 9 exons. Bases 788 to 2110 code for a protein of 440 amino acids.